AUGAUGUGCUACCACCAAAUUCCUGAGAGGCCCCCACGGCCCCCUCCUCCCUCACUGGAGAAGCUGUACGGGCUGGGGCUGGUGGGCAGCCGGCGGUCGCUGGCCGACUGCGAGAGCCUCUCGGCCGCCGCCUUCUGCCGCCGGCGCCUGCCCUGCCUGCUGCUGAAGCUGCGCAUGGCCCAGAACCUGCGCCACGCCGUCACCUUCGUGGAGCAGGGACACGUCCGCGUGGGGCCCGAGGUGGUGACCGACCCCGCGCUCCUCAUCCCCCGCGCCGUGGAGGAUUUCAUCACCUGGGUGGACGCCUCUCGCCUCCGGCAGAAGGUCCUCGACUACAACCAGGAGCGCGACGACUUCGACCUGGCCGCCUAGGGACGUGCAGCCCCGCGGGACACGCGUGGGAACAGACACGCACGCGUACAACCGCCAUCGGGUAUCCACACCCCGUAACACACCUGCACGGGGAACAAGGAGGAAUCCUACUCCCUUCUAGUGACGCCUUGCUCUGCUCCUCGCUCCCCUUCACAGCGAACGGCUCCAUUCAUCCACGCGGAGAAACUUCCCCUCCACUUCCAUCGCUCAGAGGAAACGUCCCAUUGCCCAGCAACAUCGUCCUUGCAUCCAGUAAAGCAAAAGUGCUUGGAAGGGUCUCUGCCUGAUCGCAGGAGAGGUGUGGUCAGGUUUAUGUACUUGGCUGCUAAUAAUAGCUGCUGGAAGGGGUUUUAAGCCUGGCCGAGUGGCUUAAAUCUCAGGUUUAGCUUCGGUGCUGCCUUUCUGAGAGGUUGUCCCAAAAGACUGCUGGUUCCUCCUUCGGCUGAUGGGUGUGCAGUAACCAGAGGAGCUGCUUUGGAAGAGUUUUCUCUUGAUACCAAGAAAACUGUAUAUGGGGGAAAUGUGGAGGUUGUUCAGGGUCAGCAGGAAACAAGGAGGCCAAGUACUGCAUUUCUGGAGCAAUAAAAGUUUUAGCCAAAAAUGGAAUUAAGAAGAAAAAAAAAAAACCAACGAACAGCCAACUCUUAUUUUCAUGUGAAGUCAUAAAGGGAAGUUUGAUACUCUUGAGUUCAGCAUCUUCUCUGUGUGGGGUUCCAGCUGACAAUGAGGCAUUAUUUAUGGAGCAGGGGAGGAGUUGGAGCAAAAGCUGUCCUAAUCAUAACAGCAAAUAUGGGGGGAACUUCUGCAUUUAGCACAUAAGCCAAACAAAAAUUGAUACCUGAGGGAACCUCAGGCUUUCUGGGGCUGUUGGGGACUUUAUUCCUCUUUUGAAAUAAAAAGCAGAAAAGCAACAAUAAAAACAGUUGUUUUCCUGAAGAAAUGUUUGUGUUAUUUUAUGAUGUAGUUUCUCUGAGAGUUUCUUCUGGUUUUUAAAUAUCCCAGUAAGCCCUGUUUGUCAUCUUGCAGAUUUUCUUUAAAUGUAACUUCUUUUAUGUAACUUUCUUUUUAUUACUACAAGGCUAUACUGAGCUAUAAAGUCCUUAUUGCUAGAAAUGCUUUCUUUCCUUUACCCAGGGCUAUGAAAGGAUUUGGCAGUAGGUUUAAGAGUGGAUCUGUGACUGCCUGUCGAAAGUCCAAAGGCUGGGGUUCAGCUGCAGCCACUGCUUGGGGUCUGGAAGCUUUGGUGAGGCUUUUCUGCAUGGGAAAGUUAUUUAGGUGAAGGGUGUUAUGGGGUUAUCAAGUGAGGACCAGAAACUGUCGUCAGAUGUUAUGGCUGUUUUUUAAAAUGCAAAUUAAAUGUUAAAAUUCCUACCA
This is a messenger RNA of Athene cunicularia (burrowing owl), 1746 nucleotides long. RefSeq names its product IMP3, U3 small nucleolar ribonucleoprotein (gene IMP3). Lineage: Eukaryota; Metazoa; Chordata; Aves; Strigiformes; Strigidae. The record is from RefSeq and is a predicted model, not a curated record. Gene Ontology annotation, biological process: rRNA processing. The transcript is spliced from 2 exons. Gene Ontology annotation, molecular function: structural constituent of ribosome; snoRNA binding; rRNA binding. The coding region runs from base 1 to 372 and encodes 123 amino acids. Gene Ontology annotation, cellular component: Mpp10 complex; small ribosomal subunit; small-subunit processome.